AUGUAUUUUUUUCUUCUACUUUCGUUAACAACGAAAACAGCUGUUGGCUAUCAUGAUUAUUUGAAAUAUACCGGCAUUACCAAACCAUUAUCAAAUAUAUUUUAUGUACUCUUGUUUACUUCAGUAUUGAUAGCCAUAGUUGGUGCUUGUAUUGCUAUCGGCCUUCAACUAAUCGCUCAUAAGAAUGUUAUUCUUAUUUCACCAGCUCUUGACAUUACAAGUUGUAAAUUUUCCGAAUCAUAUGUCUAUUUUUUUAUUACAAUACCAAUUUCAAUAUUUAUUUUAAUCAAUAUUCUCAUGAUUAUUCUUGUUGCAAAACAUAUUGUACCGAAUUCAGAAACAUUAAAAUUAUCAAUUAUUCAAAAAUCUAAACGUAGAAAACAUGUUGUUCUACUUAUAUUGGCCAGUUGUGCUACACAAGGUAUUGCUUGGCUAACGUGUUGUUGUAUGUUUAUGCCAUUUCUAACAAAAAUUCCAUUACCAAUAUGUUUCAUGCAAUGGAUAACUCUCAUUUGUAUUUGUAUAUCCGAAGGAAUAUGGACGAUUAUUGUUUAUGCUAUUAUUCUAAAAAAAAAGCAAAAAUGUAAAUGUGAAAGUAAAGUGUCGUCUAAACCCUUACGGAUAAUCUCUACUGUAAAUAUUGAGAAAUAA
Didymodactylos carnosus is the source of this 651-nucleotide messenger RNA. The record is from the annotation of a GenBank genome assembly. Lineage: Eukaryota; Metazoa; Rotifera; Eurotatoria; Philodinida; Philodinidae.